AUGGAGAAUGUUGAAGAUGAGAUUGAAGGAAGCUUCAAGCUUGGGCAGACAUUUAGCUCUGCUAAGGAAGCAAGAGAGGCAGUUCAUCUAUAUGGAAUACAGAAUGGAUACAAGCUGAGAUUUGUGAAGAAUGAGAAGACAAGGUUGAGGGUUGUUUGUGUCAAUACAAAGAGUUGUCCGUUUCUAUUCUAUUGUUCCAAGAUUGGGAAUGAUGGAGGUGUGGCUGUGAAGACUCUGAUCUUAGAGCACAAUUGUUACAAGCAAAGAGAAGUGCCAAGUUUGACACAAGCUUUCCUAGCAAACCACUUCAAAAACAGAGUAUACAAGGAUCCCAAAUAUACUGCCAAACAGAUUCAAGAGGAUGUGAAGAUUCAGUUCAAGCUUCAUGUGUCCUUGUUCAAGUGCAAAAGAGCAAGGAAAACGAUUUUGACAGAGCUUAAUGGGAACAUUAUCAAUGAAUUCAAGACGCUUGAAGCUUAUAUUCAGAUAUUGAAGGACACAAAUCCUGGUUCAAAUGUAGAGUUACAGUUGUCAAAAGAAGGAGAGGAGAAGGGUUUGAGAGUGUUUAGGAGGCUCUUUGUAAUGUUAGAUGCAUGCAAGAGGAAUUGGUUGGGUGGUUGUCGGCCAAUUAUUUGCCUUGAUGGAUGCCACCUGAAAAGUAUGGCUGGUGGAGUGUUGCUCACUGCAGUAGGUAAGGAUGCAAAUGAUGGAAUCAUGCCAUUAGCUUGGGCAGUAGUGAGUAAGGAAAACAAGGUAAAUUGGACUUGGUUUAUGAAGCUAAUGAAGAGAGAGUUAGACUUGGGGGAAGGUGAUAGAGUGACUAUUAUUUCGGACAUGCAAAAGGGGCUCAUUAAUGCUGUGGAAACCAUAUUGCCAAGAGCGGAACAUAGAUGGUGUGCUAGACACAUCUAUGCCAAUUGGUCGAAGAAAUGGAGGGGUCCAGAGUUGAAGAAACGAUUCUGGAUUUGUGCUUGGAGCUCGUAUGAAGAGGAGUUCAAGGAAAACCUGGUAAAGGUUGGAGACAUCAAGCAGAAAGCUGCAGAGGAACUUGUGAAGUAUCCUCCCCAAACAUGGUGCAGGGCAUACCAAGAUUUCAGGUCAUCUAGUUAUAUGGUUGACAAUAAUGCUUCUGAAUCAUUUAAUUCGAGCCUGUUAGAAGCUAUGAGCAAACCAAUAAUAAGUAUGCUAGAGGAUAUACGAGUGUUAGUGAUGAAUAGGUUUAGGGAAAGAAAGAGGUCUUCUAAUUCAUGGAAGGGAGACUGGUCCCCUACUGCCAUGAGGGUUUUUCAGGCUGCUAAGGAAGACUCUAUUAGUUGUCAAGUGUUGUGGAAUGGUGAUAACGGUUACGAGGUUGGAGAGGGCUUAGAUAAACACACUGUCCUACUAGAUAGGAGGCUGUGUACAUGUAGGAAUUGGGGUUUAUGCGGCAUACCUUGCCAACAUGCCAUAGCAGCGUCAUAUCACUCUAAGAUAGACCCUGAGACUAUGAUUUCUCAUUGGUAUCACAAAGAAACUUAUGAAAAAAGCUAUGCACACACUGUCCAACCUGUUCCCGGGCCAAAAUUCUACAAGACUGAUGCACAUCUGCCUAUUGAGCCUCCCAUAAUUGAGAAAAAGAUUGGUAGGCCUAAAAAACACAGAGUUAGGGCAACCAAUGAAUCAAGGCAAAAGGCACACAAGCUGUCUAGGAUUGGACAAGUUCAAUUCUGUUCUAUAUGCAAAUCAAGUGACCAUAAGAAGAACCACUGCCCCAAUGCAUCAAGUCAUGCGUUAAGCUCUCAAGCUUCUAAUUCUAAUGCUCCAAACAAAGGAAGGGCUGGAUUGGGUGUGCAUGUCAAUCUUGACACUGGAAAAACAACAAUUAAUCCUGGAAUGCCAUCAGAGAGAGUGGUUUCACUCGGUCAUAUACCAACUCAAGAUAGCUCGGAUCCACAAGUGAGAUAUCCCAUUCCAAAUGAAAGGGGCUGCAAGAGGAAGUACAAGGAAAUAACUUUCACAAAGGCUGGAAAUGAGGAAAGGAUGCCAAGCAAUCUUCCCUUUAAGCCACCUGGUCUCAAGUGGAAAGGCAAGAGCAAUGUCACUACAACAGCUUUGAUGGAUGAAGCUGUGGCUAAGAGAACAAGAUUUGGAAAAGCUAAAUCAUCACAAAGCUCUAUCAUUCAUGAUGCUUAG
This is a messenger RNA of Salvia miltiorrhiza (redroot sage), 2172 nucleotides long. RefSeq lists its product as uncharacterized. The transcript is spliced from 4 exons. The record is from RefSeq and is a predicted model, not a curated record. Lineage: Eukaryota; Viridiplantae; Streptophyta; Magnoliopsida; Lamiales; Lamiaceae. Gene Ontology annotation, molecular function: zinc ion binding. The coding region runs from base 1 to 2172 and encodes 723 amino acids.